GAAACCUAAAAGGAAAUCACCUGGCAAUCCAAGAAGCCGAAAUCGCGUCGAAUCUCGGCUUGUGGCGAGAAGAAGUUAAGGAAGCCAUAUUAUUUUCCCUUGUAAUCUAUCUAAUAAAUAAAUAAAUAAAUACAUGCAUCCAUCCAAUCCAAUUCUCUUUAACGAAAAACAACUUUUGCCCUAAUCUGAGGUAAACCCUAAAAUUCCCAGGUAUCUUUUCUUCUUCUUCUGAUCAUAAUUAUAGAUAUAGAUAGAUUAUUAUUAUUAUGGCAACAAAAAAAGAGCCAAGUUUAAAGAAACUGGAGUACUAUUCACUGGUAUCCAAAGUCUGUACGGAACUCGAAUCCCACCUGGGUUUCACCGACAAAACCUUAGCCGAAUUCAUUACAUCGAUAGGUCGAAAAUGCCAUUCUGUUGAUGAGUUUGACCUUAAGCUCAAAGAAAACGGCGCCGAGAUGCCCGAUUACUUUGUCCGAACCCUACUCACCAUCAUCCACGCCAUCUUGCCCCCCAAAACCAAAGAUACUACUGCUAAGGAUAAGGAUAAGGACGGCUGGAAAGCUCUUAAUAUUGCCGAUACCAAGGACCGUGUCAAGGAGUUGGAGAAGGAGAUUGAGAUGGAAGCCAAGGAGAAGAAACGGAACCACGAGUAUCCACGGGAUGAGAUUAGUAGAGAUGGUAGGAGUCGGGAUAGAGAUAGAGAUGGUAGGAGAAACCGUGAUGGCGACAGGGACAGGGAUAGAGAUCGGGAUUACAGAAGUGGUCGCAAUGGCGACAGGUAUGAUAGAGAUGACAGAGGCGCUCGAGAUAGGGACAGGGACAGGGACAGGGACAGGGGUGAGAAGAAGAUUUAUGGAGGGAAAUCGGACGACAUUGAGCUCUAUCAGGUCUAUAAAGGGAGGGUGACUCGGGUUAUGGACAGCGGCUGUUUUGUGCAGAUUCUUGAUGUCCGGGGAAAAGAGGGUUUGGUUCACGUGUCACAGAUGGCCACUAGACGAAUAGCAAAUGCCAAAGAUGUGGUUAAGCGUGAUCAGGAGGUUUAUGUUAAAGUCAUUUCAGUUUCGGGCCACAAGUUGUCCUUGUCCAUGAGGGAUGUUGAUCAGACUUCUGGGAGGGACCUGUUGCCGUUGAAGAAGAGUGGUGGUGGUGAGGAUGAUGAUUUGUCGAGAGGGAACCCGUCUAGGGGAUUGGGUACUGGUGGUGGUUCAAUGUCUAGGACGGGGUUAUCUGGGAUAACGAUUACUGAAGAGGAUGUUGGGGUUCCUUCAAGGAGACCAUUGAAGAAAAUGAGUUCCCCAGAGAGGUGGGAGGCGAACCAGCUCAUUGCUUCUGGUGUUUUGAGUGUGAAAGAAUAUCCGAUGUUUGACGAAGAAACUAAUGAUGGAAUGGUUUAUCAGGAUGAAGGUGGGGAUGAAGAGCUUGAGGUGGAGCUAAAUGAAGACGAGCCUGCGUUUCUGCAAGGACAGAGUCAUUAUUCAAUGGAUAUGUCCCCAGUGAAGAUCUUUAAAAACCCUGAGGGUUCAUUGAGUCGCGCAGCAGCUUUACAGACUGCUUUGAUAAAGGAAAGGAGAGAAGUGAGGGACCAGCAGCAGAGAACGAUGCUCGAUUCUAUCCCGAAAGAUCUGAAUCGACCGUGGGAAGAUCCUAUGCCUGAGUCAGGGGAAAGGCAUUUAGCACAGGAGUUGAGGGGAGUUGGGUUGUCAGCAUAUGACAUGCCCGAAUGGAAGAAAGAUUCUUAUGCUAAAGCAUUAACAUUUGGUCAAAGAUCAAAGCUUUCUCUUCAAGAACAGAGGCAGAGCUUGCCUAUAUACAAACUGAAGAAGGAAUUGGUUCAGGCUGUGAAUGAUAACCAAGUUUUGGUUGUUAUUGGUGAAACGGGGUCAGGGAAGACAACUCAGGUGACCCAAUAUCUAGCUGAGGCAGGUUACACCACCAAAGGUAAAAUAGGAUGUACCCAACCCCGAAGGGUGGCUGCAAUGUCUGUGGCCAAGAGGGUGGCUGAAGAGUUUGGCUGUCGUUUAGGUGAGGAAGUAGGAUACUCCAUUCGUUUUGAGGACUGUACCUGCCCGGAAACCGUGAUUAAGUACAUGACUGAUGGUAUGUUGCUGAGGGAAAUUCUGGUCGAUGAAAACCUGUCUCAGUAUUCAGUGGUAAUGCUUGAUGAAGCUCAUGAGAGAACAAUGCAUACCGAUGUCCUCUUUGGGUUAUUGAAAGGUCUCGUGAAUAGAAGACCCGACCUCCGAUUAAUAGUCACUUCCGCCACAUUAGAUGCUGAGAAGUUUUCUGCCUAUUUCUUCAACUGCAAUAUUUUCACAAUUCCGGGAAGAACAUUUCCGGUGGAGAUACUUUACACUAAACAGCCUGAAAGUGAUUACGUUGAUGCAGCUUUGAUUACUGUAAUGCAGAUCCACUUGACCGAACCCGAGGGCGAUAUACUUGUCUUUUUGACCGGGCAGGAGGAGAUCGAUCAUGCUUGCCAGUGUUUAUAUGAGAGGAUGAAAGGUUUGGGUAAAAAUGUGCCGGAAUUGAUCAUAUUACCGGUUUAUAGUGCCCUUCCAAGUGAAAUGCAAUCCAGGAUUUUUGAACCUGCACCGCCAGGGAAGAGAAAGGUGGUGGUUGCCACUAAUAUUGCUGAAGCAUCUUUGACCAUUGAUGGGAUCUUCUAUGUCAUUGACCCUGGUUUUGCCAAGCAGAAUGUGUACAAUCCGAAACAGGGUUUUGAAUCACUCGUCAUCACUCCGAUAUCCCAGGCAUCAGCUAAGCAACGGGCUGGGCGUGCAGGACGUACAGGACCAGGAAAGUGCUACAGAUUAUACACCGAGAGCGCAUUUAACAAUGAAAUGUCGCCUACAUCAAUUCCAGAAAUUCAAAGAAUAAAUCUUGGAUUGAUUACAUUAAAUUUGAAAGCAAUGGGGAUAAAUGAUCUAUUGUCUUUUGAUUUCAUGGACCCACCUUCCCCUCAAGCUCUGAUUUCUGCACUGGAACAGCUAUAUACUCUUGGAGCUCUUGAUGAAGAAGGGCUUCUAACCAAACUGGGUAGAAAGAUGGCGGAGUUCCCCCUUGAACCUCCGUUAUCUAAAAUGCUCCUUGCUAGUGUUGAUUUGGGUUGCAGUGAUGAAAUAUUGACCAUCAUUGCCAUGAUUACAACUGGAAACGUUUUUUACAGACCUAGGGAAAAACAAGCCCAAGCUGAUCAAAAGAAAGCCAAGUUUUUCCAACCCGAGGGUGACCAUCUUACUUUACUUGCUGUUUAUGAGGCUUGGAAAGCCAAGAACUUUUCGGGACCAUGGUGUUUCGAGAAUUUUGUCCAGUCAAGAUCGCUUAGGAGGGCCCAAGAUGUCAGGAAGCAGCUGUUAUCCAUUAUGGACAAAUACAAAUUGGAUGUUGUGAGUGCCGGAAAGAACUUCACCAAGAUACGGAAGGCAAUUACAGCCGGAUUUUUCUUCCAUGCUGCCCGGAAAGACCCUCAAGAGGGAUACCGUACCAUAGUUGAGAACCAGCCAGUUUACAUACACCCGAGCAGCGCUCUUUUCCAAAGACAACCAGAUUGGGUCAUCUACCAUGAGCUUGUGAUGACAACAAAAGAAUACAUGCGUGAGGCCUGUGUUGUGGAUCCAAAAUGGCUAGUUGAAUUGGCACCAAGGUUCUUCAAGGUGUCUGAUCCCACGAAGAUGUCCAAACGAAAACGACAAGAACGGAUCGAGCCUCUAUAUGAUAGGUAUAAUGAACCCAAUUCGUGGCGUUUGAGCAAGCGACGGGCUUGAUCAGUGGUUUAUCAUGGAUUCUACGUUGUAAUGUGUAACAGUUUUGUUUCUUGUACCAAAUAGACACGCAACUUUGUAAAUCGCAGGCUUUUCUUGUUAUUUAUUGAUAGAUAUAAUGUUGCUUUAGCAAA
This is a messenger RNA of Erigeron canadensis, 3895 nucleotides long. Its product is annotated as probable pre-mRNA-splicing factor ATP-dependent RNA helicase DEAH5. The transcript has 2 exons. Gene Ontology annotation, cellular component: catalytic step 2 spliceosome; intracellular anatomical structure. NCBI's taxonomy places the organism in Eukaryota, Viridiplantae, Streptophyta, Magnoliopsida, Asterales, Asteraceae. Gene Ontology annotation, biological process: mRNA splicing, via spliceosome; spliceosomal complex disassembly. Bases 267 to 3764 code for a protein of 1165 amino acids. Gene Ontology annotation, molecular function: ATP binding; RNA helicase activity; RNA binding. The record is from RefSeq and is a predicted model, not a curated record.